Papaver somniferum (opium poppy) is the source of this 2183-nucleotide messenger RNA. RefSeq lists its product as uncharacterized. Lineage: Eukaryota; Viridiplantae; Streptophyta; Magnoliopsida; Ranunculales; Papaveraceae. Gene Ontology annotation, biological process: DNA transposition. Gene Ontology annotation, molecular function: DNA binding; zinc ion binding; transposase activity. The coding region runs from base 40 to 2091 and encodes 683 amino acids. The transcript is spliced from 5 exons. The record is from RefSeq and is a predicted model, not a curated record.
CCCUGUAGAAGAGAGGUGACUCCUGUUGAUCCUACUAAGAUGGAGGUAAAGUAUGCUUUUAAUAACAAGAGUGCUUAUAAGAAACAUCUUAGGGGUUACUGUGUAAAACAUAAUUAUCAGUAUACGGUCUAUAAGAGUGACAAAACAAGAUUAAGAGUGAGAUGUAGGUUUAGGGAAGAGUAUGGCUGUAACUGGUUUGUAAAUGCUAGCAUAAAAAGGCAUGAGCCUACUUUUAUUGUUAGGAAGGUUAAUCUAGAACACACUUGUGUUGCGGAUCCAAAGAGUUUUAACAGAUCCGCGGAUCCUGAGUUCGUAAAAGAUGUGGUACAUGAGAAGUUAAAGCAGACAGCUGGGGCCUUAAUUCCAAAGCCUAAACACAUUGCAAGAGACUUUUUUGUAACUCAUAACAUCAAUAUACCUUAUAUUUGUGCAUGGAAGGCUAGAAAUCUUCUUUUAGAAGAUCUGUUUGGUAAUUAUGAAGACAGCUACAAGGAUGUACCCAUCUUUUGUGCAAUGGUGGCUCAUACUAAUCCAGGGUCUGUUGCUAAAUACACUUAUGGGAAAAGAGAUAAGACAUUCAUGAGCAUGACUAUUUCAUUUGCUGCACCAAUGAGAGGAUUUCAGAAAGCUUGCAGGGGAGUCAUAGGUUUAGAUGCAUGCCAUCUAACUGGAAAGCGUGGUGGUGUUCUAAUGGCUGCAACAGCAAUUGAUGGUCAGAAUUCUCUGGUGCCUUUAGGCAUUAAGGUGGCUAAGAGUGAAACCAAGGAGAGCUGGACUGGGUUCCUCAAGGAUUUGGCUCCAGCAAUCAAUGCACAUCAUGCUGGCAGAAUUACCUUUAUUUCUGAUAGGCAAAAAGGGUUGUUGGAAUCUGUUCCAAAGGUUUUCCCUGGUGCAAGAGUUAGAUAUUGCUUCAGGCACUUGUACAAGAACUUCAAGAAGUACCACAAGGCACCAACCUUGCACAACUUAUUGUGGAAUGCAUGCAAAGCUUACAAAGUGAGGCAUUUUCAGGAGCACUUUGACAACAUAUGCAAAGAAAGUCCGGCUGCUGGUGAAUAUCUUAGGAAAGAAGAUCCAAGUACUUGGUCUAGGGCUUAUUUUGAUCCCAUUAGCUGUUGUGAGCAUAUGAAUAACAAUUUCUCAGAAUCAUUUAAUUCUAUGAGUUCUAAUAUGAGAGAUAAACCAAUAAUCCAACUAGGCAUGAUGUAUGGUCAGUUAGUAAUGGGUUUGUUAUUUAAGAGAAGGGAAGAAUCUGCUAAGUGGAAUCAAAAUGAUUUGGUCCCUGCUGCUGUUAAGUUGAUAAAUAAGAUGCUUGACUUGGUUGGGAAGUUUGAUACAGAAGGAAGUGUGGUUGGACAGGUUUAUUUGGUAACUAAUGUGUCUACCAAGAAAAUUUUCACAGUGAACAUUGUAGACAAACAAUGCACUUGUUUGCAAUGGCAGCUAAGGGGAUUCCCUUGUCAACAUGCUGUAUGUGCAUUGAAACUGCUCAGGCCAAACUGGAAAGAUUAUUGUGCUCCUUACUACUCUGUGGAAUAUUAUAGGACCAUAUAUGCAGAUGCUGUAAAUCCACUAGAAGACAUAAGUGAAUGGAACUGGGAAGAUAAGGCAUCCAUGGACAUCAACUUAAAGCCUCCUCCUUAUCAAAGAAAAACUGGAAGACCAGCAAAGAAGAGGAAGAGGAGCUAUGAUGAACCUGAAACUGUGGUGAAGAAAAGGAAAUGUGGAAAGUGUGGAUCUACUGCUGGUCAUAAUAAGAGAACCUGUGCUGGUGGUGAUGUUGGUAAAAACCCAACUGGAUUCAUGCCAAGCACCGAGUAUGAUGCUGCAAACUGCACCUUCACUAGUAGAGAUCAUCCUGAAAGUAGCAGUGCAAGGGGUAAAGCAAAGGUGAACAAAUCCAGAGGUACAUCUUCAUUUGUUGGUGAGUCAACAGGACCUAAAAACUUUGGAAGAGCACCAACAGAACCUAGCACCCAUGGAUCUACACAAGAUGUUCUGAAUUUCAGUCAGAACUUUACUGGUAUUGGAUCUGUUAGUCAACAUAUUCCUGUCACAAAGGGAAAGCAAAGCAAGGCUAAGAAGAAGUAGAAGUGUGUGUGUGCUUCUUGUUGUGUUAGAUCUUUUUUUUUUGCUUUAGACACUGAUAUCAUAGUGUUAGAUCUGUUUUUUUUUAUGUACCU